This is a messenger RNA of Anoplophora glabripennis (Asian longhorned beetle), 2157 nucleotides long. RefSeq names its product major heat shock 70 kDa protein Ab. Gene Ontology annotation, biological process: protein refolding; cellular response to unfolded protein. The record is from RefSeq and is a predicted model, not a curated record. Bases 119 to 1693 code for a protein of 524 amino acids. The transcript has a single exon. Lineage: Eukaryota; Metazoa; Arthropoda; Insecta; Coleoptera; Cerambycidae. Gene Ontology annotation, molecular function: ATP-dependent protein folding chaperone; heat shock protein binding; ATP binding. Gene Ontology annotation, cellular component: cytoplasm.
UUUGAAUACUGCGAGAGAAUCAACAAGCGAAUAAAGCGAAAGCGAACCAAAGCGAUUUAAUUAUUAAUCGAAGGAUUAUAAAGUUUUAAGUGAAGACAGUUCAGUGAAAAACGACAAAAUGGUGAAAGCUCCAGCAGUUGGAAUUGACUUGGGAACUACCUACUCCUGUGUCGGAGUGUGGCAGCACGGAAAGGUGGAAAUCAUCGCCAACGACCAAGGCAACAGAACGACACCCAGCUAUGUUGCAUUCACGGACACGGAGCGUCUGCUCGGGGACGCCGCUAAGAACCAGGUGGCGAUGAAUCCCAGCAACACCGUCUUCGACGCCAAGAGGCUCAUCGGCCGCAAGUACGACGACCCGAAAAUCCAGCAAGAUUUUAAACACUGGCCCUUCAAAGUUGUCAACGAUGGCGGCAAACCUAAGAUCCAGGUGGAAUAUAAGGGCGAAAUUAAGAAAUUCGCUCCCGAAGAGAUCAGUUCCAUGGUGUUGACCAAGAUGAAAGAAAUCGCCGAGGCCUACUUGGGUACGGAUGUUAAAGACGCCGUCAUCACCGUGCCGGCCUACUUCAACGAUUCGCAGAGGCAAGCUACGAAAGAUGCAGGUGCCAUUGCGGGCCUUAACGUAUUGAGAAUUAUCAACGAACCCACUGCGGCAGCCUUGGCAUACGGUCUAGACAAAAACCUGAAGGGAGAGAAGAACGUACUCAUAUUCGACUUGGGUGGUGGUACCUUUGAUGUGUCUAUCCUAACUAUCGAUGAAGGAUCCCUAUUCGAAGUGAAAGCCACGGCUGGCGACACUCAUUUGGGUGGAGAGGAUUUCGACAACAGAAUGGUGAAUCAUUUUGCUGAUGAAUUCAAACGUAAAUUCAAGAAAGACAUGAGGAGCAAUCCUAGAGCAUUGAGAAGACUGAGGACGGCAGCCGAGAGAGCGAAACGUACACUUUCUUCAAGCACGGAGGCUACAGUGGAAAUCGACGCUCUCUUCGAAGGAAUUGAUUUCUACACGAAGAUCAGUAGAGCCAGAUUCGAAGAACUUUGCUCCGAUCUAUUCAGGGGUACCCUCCAACCAGUCGAGAAAGCUUUAAAUGAUGCCAAAAUGGACAAGGGGCAGAUCCACGAUGUGGUCCUAGUGGGAGGUUCCACUCGUAUCCCCAAAAUCCAACAACUCCUGCAGAACUUCUUCAACGGCAAGUCUCUGAAUCUUUCCAUCAACCCAGACGAAGCUGUAGCCUACGGUGCAGCUGUCCAAGCGGCAGUAUUAACUGGCUCGACGGACUCGAAGAUCCAAGAUGUUUUACUGGUUGACGUCGCCCCACUUUCACUGGGUAUCGAAACGGCUGGUGGCGUUAUGACGAAAAUCAUCGAACGCAACUCUAGAAUUCCAUGUAAGCAGACGCAAACCUUCACCACUUACGCUGACAACCAGCCAGCAGUCACCAUCCAAGUAUUCGAGGGAGAGAGAGCGAUGACGAAGGAUAACAACCUCCUGGGCACUUUCGACUUGACGGGCAUCCCUCCCGCACCUCGAGGCGUUCCAAAAAUCGAAGUUACCUUUGACAUGGAUGCUAACGGCAUCUUGAACGUCUCGGCGAAGGACACCAGCUCCGGCAACCAGAGGAACAUAACCAUCAAGAACGACAAAGGUCGGUUAUCGCAGAAAGACAUCGACCGGAUGGUGGAAGAAGCUGAAUGAUACAAAGACGAAGAUGAAAAGCAAAGACGGAAAGUUACAGCUCGAAAUCAACUCGAGGCGUACAUUUUCCAACUUAAACAAGCUGUCCAGGACUGCGGAGACAAACUGAGCUCGGAAGAUAAGGGCACGGUGGAAAGGGAAUGUGAAACGGCCCUUGAGUGGUUGGACAACAACAGUUUGGCCGAGAAGGAGGAAUUUGAGGACAGACGGAAAGAACUGACGCGUAUCUGCAGUCCUAUUAUGUCCAAGUUGUAUAUGGAUGGCAAUCGGUGUGGCGGAGGUGCUGCUGGUGGAAUGCCGGGAGGAUGUGGUCGGCAAGCGGGGGGAUUUGGCAGUUCUCGAGGUCCUACGAUUGAAGAAGUCGAUUAGAUUGUAGAUUUCAUGUUCCGUUACUUUUGUUUUGAGACUGUAUUAAUUCUGUGAUAGAUAGCGUUGAACCAAUAAAGACUUAAUUUAUUUCUAUA